Molecule: messenger RNA, 1011 nt
Organism: Trifolium pratense (red clover)
Lineage: Eukaryota; Viridiplantae; Streptophyta; Magnoliopsida; Fabales; Fabaceae
Exons: 5
Coding region: 1-1011 (336 amino acids)
Source: RefSeq, a predicted model, not a curated record
AUGGCAUGCAGAAGAGUUGUUCAAUCUCUCCUCCCUUUUGUCCUCCUGCUCUUCAUCAAUGGCCAUGGAAGCUUUGCUAGGUAUAUAAAGAUUCAGCAAGAGAAUGUAGAAGAAAAACAAGCUUACUUAGAUGGAUGGUUGAAAGAUAGCCAAGCAGAGAAGGCAAAAUCUACCUCAAACUUCAACCAAGUUUAUCUUGAUGGCUGGUUGAAAGAUAGUCAGACAAAAUCCAAUCCUAACUCCAAUCAAGUUUACCUUGAUGGAUGGUUGAAAGAUAGCCAAGCCAAAUCCAACCCUAACUCCAACCAAGUUUAUCUUGAUGGAUGGUUGAAAGAUGGCCAAAAAGUAAAAUCCAACCCCGACUCAAACCAAGUUUACCUUGAUGGUUGGUUGAAGGAUAGCCAAGAAAAAUCCAAUCCUAACUCCAAUCAAGUUUACCUUGAUGGUUGGUUGAAAGACAACCAAGCAAAGUCGGCCUCCAACUCAAACUCAGUUUAUCUUGAUGGAUGGUUGAAGGAUGGUCAAAAAGUAAAAUCCAACCCCGACUCCAACCAAGUUUACCUUGAUGGCUGGUUGAAAGACAUUUAUCUAGAUGGAUGGUUGAAAGAUGUCCAAAAAGCAAAAUCCAACCCCAAUUCCAACCAAGUUUACCUUGAUGGCUGGUUGAAAGAUAGCCAAGUAAAAUCCAACCCUAACUCCAAUCAAGUUUACCUUGAUGGUUGGUUGAAAGAUAGCCAAGUAAACCAAGUAAAGUCAACCCCUAACUCCAAUCAAGUAUACCUUGAUGGUUGGUUGAAAGACAGCCAAGAAAAUCAAGCAAAAUCCAACCCCAACUCCAACCAAGUUUACCUUGAUGGCUGGUUGAAAGACAACAUAGCAAAGUCGAACCUUAACACUAACCCGGUUUAUCUUGAUGGAUGGUUGAAAGAUGGCAAAGAGCAGAUGGAAAGAACUACUCACAACUUCAAUCAAGCUUAUCUUGAUGGUUGGUUAAAAGAUAGACAAGUUUAG